AUGUGGACGUUUUUAUGUAUAGCAAGCUUUACAUAUGUGUGUAAGAAGUGUGAGUGGUUAGUAUAUUUAGCUCAUAAAGAGUAUUUUAUUACAGCUCUGGUGUUUCUGACUGUUGGAGUGAUUCUCUCUGUUUACUGGUACAAUAUAUUACAUUUACCUCUGGAUUUAUUAUCAACUUUACCUUUCAUUAAAAACAGCUUCAACAAGUCAGAGGCUUCAGCAACUAACAAGGCAAGUUCACGGCGAAAGAGAAUGGCAAAAAGAAAAGCACUGAACACUGAUGGCACCUCAGACCACAUUUCCUCUGCUGAUCCAGAACCAGAUAUCAUCAUCGUGGGCGCUGGUGUGCUGGGCUCAGUCAUGGCUGCUGUGUUGGCACGAGAAGGUCGCAGAGUUACUGUGGUGGAGAGGGAUCUGCAUGAGCCAGACAGAAUUGUGGGGGAACUUUUACAGCCAGGUGGUUAUCGGGCACUUAAAGAGCUGGGGCUGGAGGAUGCAGCAGAAGGCCUGGAUGCCCAUGUGAUCUGUGGGUAUGUAAUUCACGACACAGAGAGCCAUACAGAUGUGGAGAUCCCAUACCCAAAGAACGAGUGUGGUGUUCAGAGUGGCCGAGCUUUUCACCACGGUCGCUUCAUCAUGGGUCUACGACGGGCUGCUCUCAGGGAACCCAAUGUGACCUUUGUGGAGGGUACAGUGACCAGUCUGGAGGAGGAGGGGGAUUGUGUGACGGGCGUUCAGUAUCGUGAAAAGGACACUGGGAAAAUCAAAGUGAUCCACGCUGCAUUAACUGUAGUUGCUGAUGGCUGUUUCUCCAAGUUUCGUAAAAGUCUUGUGUCUGGGAAGGUCAAGAUCUCCUCCCAUUUUGUUGGCUGCAUAAUGAAGGAUUGUCCCCAGUUUAAAGCAAACCACGCAGAGCUGGUCUUGGCCAACCCCAGUCCAAUAUUAAUCUACCAGAUCUCCUCCAAUGAAACCAGAGUGUUGGUGGAUAUCAGGGGAGAAAUGCCACGAGACCUGUCAGGGUACAUGGUGGAGAAAAUUCAUCCUCAGCUUCCAAAGCACUUACAGGAGCCGUUUAUGGUCGCUCUGCAAAAUGACCGGUUGAGGACAAUGCCUGCCAGCUUCCUGCCACCUUCAGCAGUUAAUAAACCUGGGGUCCUUUUACUGGGAGAUGCCUACAACAUGAGGCAUCCUCUUACUGGAGGAGGAAUGAGUGUGGUGCUCAACGAUGUCCGGAUCUGGAGAUCACUGCUCAGAAACAUUCCAGAUCUGUAUGAUGAUAACGCCAUGCUUAAGGCUAAGAAGAAAUUCUACUGGGAGCGCAAAUCAUCUCACUCAUUUGUGGUGAAUGUGCUGGCACAGGCUCUGUAUGAGCUGUUUGCUGCAACAGAUGAUUCUGUUCACCAGUUAAGAAGUGCCUGCUUCCACUACUUCAAACUGGGUGGAGAAUGUGUUAAUGGACCAAUAGGACUGCUCUCUGUGUUAAUGCCCAGGCCCAUGACUCUGAUCGGGCACUUUUUCGCCGUGGCUUUGUACGCCACCUACUUCACUUUCAAAUCUGAGUCGUGGCUGAUGAAACCGCGGGCCUUGGUGAACAGUGGAUGUAUUCUUUACCGUGCUUGUACCAUCAUGUUUCCCCUCAUCUAUUCAGAAAUGAAAUACCUUGUGUUCUAAUCCACGAUGAUCUGAAGUUCAUUUGCCUUAAGACUGUUACCACACCCGUGCUACACUGAGUAGAUAUUAAAAAGCAGCUCAAUGUAAGGAUCACCUUGAUCACCUACUGAAGAGAAAAGAAAAACCCAACUAAAGGUGUUAACAAGCUGCCAGCGAAGCUUCAGUGCACCCUGGCAUUGAUUCUUUAACUCUCUGGAACUGAAGACAUGAAACACAAUUCUUCCAAAAGAUCCUCCAUGGUGGUGAAGAGCGCUGUCUGAUCUUUUAAAUCAAUCAAUCAGUAGAAAAAGUGAAUCCCAACUAUGCUGACAAAAUGCCCCCCAAGGCACAAUAGCAGCACUUUGUCCUCUCGCUGUAGGGGUAUUCAGGCCUGUUUUUGUUAUAUGGAGUACACCACAAGUUCCAGUUUUCUGUGCCACAGUAAUGAAUAAUAUUUUACCGUUACUUAGAUUUUGUUCCUCGUCCCAUCUUGAACUUCUAAAUGACAGAUGAAGACAGAAUCUGCACUCAUUGUUUUUCCACUUAAGAGUUUUGCUUUAAUUUAUCACCAUGCUGUACAAGAAAUAAUCCACCACAGUGCUGGAGAGCGCAGUGGCCUAUCACGCAAGCAACCACCACUGUGAUCCGGGUUUGAAUCUCAUCGUUGCUACUGGCCGGCCAGACAUCUACACAGCCACGAUUGGCCAUGUCAGAGAAGGAAGGAUGGCCGAAGCUCUGCGAUGGAUGGGUGCUCUGUCCACCUUGUUCCUGCCUUGUGCCCAGUGUUUCCCGAUGAUACUAGACCAGCCACGACAUCUACCAGGAUAAACCGGUUGAUGAAAUGGAAAUGAAAUGCAAAUAAAACAAAGACUACACAAACAAAGAAACGAUAAAUGAGUCCAAAGCAACUAUGCAGCUGAUGAACAAUUAAUUAAUAGCAGUAAGUAGAAGCCGAUCUGUUGAUGCUCACUUAUUGUUUGACCAUUCAGAACUGAAAUGAAUCUCCAGUGCUUACUCUUUCCUGGCAUUGCUGACCAUCCCAAAGUCAUUAUUCCUAACUUCAGUCCGUCUGAGAGCUUGAUACCUGCUCAGGUCCCGCCACAUGCCCGACGGUCUGGCCGUCUCCACUGGAGGCAUGACCUGCCAAGGAAAAUAGGGCCAAGGUGUAGUGCUCAGGUACGCCUGCAUCCUCUCGAAACUCAUCCAAGGUCGUGCGCUGACCUGAUAGUGAGAAGAAAAGGACCACAGGUUCUGAAGCAGCUGUAACUCAUGGAGAGAUGAAGCAGACACGGAGGUCAGGAGGUUUUCCAGUCCUAGAGCACGAGGUCCAGAGCUGUUCUUCGGGGAACACAUCAGGCAGUGCUUUCUUUCACACGUUCUCAUCUCUCACUACUGUUAAUAAACAAGUUAAUUAAUCUGCUUAAUGAGUAAAAAUAAACGCAGUUUAAACACCA
This is a messenger RNA of Trichomycterus rosablanca, 3104 nucleotides long. RefSeq names its product squalene epoxidase a (gene sqlea). Bases 1 to 1671 code for a protein of 556 amino acids. Gene Ontology annotation, molecular function: flavin adenine dinucleotide binding; squalene monooxygenase activity. NCBI's taxonomy places the organism in Eukaryota, Metazoa, Chordata, Actinopteri, Siluriformes, Trichomycteridae. Gene Ontology annotation, biological process: cholesterol metabolic process; sterol biosynthetic process. The transcript has 11 exons. The record is from RefSeq and is a predicted model, not a curated record. Gene Ontology annotation, cellular component: endoplasmic reticulum; membrane.